Yarrowia lipolytica CLIB122 is the source of this 1722-nucleotide messenger RNA. RefSeq lists its product as uncharacterized. Lineage: Eukaryota; Fungi; Ascomycota; Dipodascomycetes; Dipodascales. The record is from RefSeq and is a predicted model, not a curated record.
AUGAGUAACGACCACGCCAAAGCUGUGUCGCCGUCACAGUGCAAGCGUCGCCGGCUCGUGGCUUCGGACAGCGACAGUGACAGCGAUCACCAACGCAACAUGGAUCUCGAAACGCCGACGCCAUCGUCCGUCUCCUCGCCAUUGACAGAGCCCGACGAGCCCGACGAGUACCACGACAAGAAACGCAAGUCGCCACAAGUAAACAUGCGGUCCAUCAUCGAGCAGCAGUUCGACCUGGAGAUUCUGCUCAAACACAGAGAGCUCAGAACCAUUGAGGACCGGAUUGCCCAGGUACAGACUCUCAUGGUGCAGAUGCGGAAGCUACACAACAACACACACAGUGUCGUGAGUGGCGAGCCCAGAGAUUUUGUGCAGCGCUAUGCACACUACUUGAAGGAUAAGGAGGCAGUCCCGGCGGAAGGAACCCCGGUAGCGAAUGCGUCAGCAGCCCAUCAUGUGGUGGACGACCCUACGCACACAAACAACCUCAACACACACCCGGCGCUGCAAGGCUUGGAACCACCAACCAGGCGCAUUCGACACCCCACAGCCAAGCUCGCAUCCAAUGGUGGAUACAUUGGCCGAGGAAAUGUCAUGCCGUGCAUUUACCGACGGCCUGAUGGUGUUCUGGUGCGGCUGGUGUGCAAGGAUUGCGACAGAUCUAAUUUUGGCAGCACACAAGGCUUCAUCAAUCACUGCCGUAUCUCACACGCCCGGGACUAUGGAUCACAUGAUUCGGCUGCAAUGGCUUGCGGAGUAGAGAUUGAGGAGCAAGAUGGCAAGGGCAGACUGGCCCUGGAGCAGCUGGGAAGGGAUGUGAAGUCCAAACCUGUCCUGCGAGACAGAAGUUUCUCCAUGUCUGCUGUCAGCGGAAGGGCAAUGUCACAAGCUCAACUACAACAGCUUCAGCAGCAACAGCAACAGCAACAACAAAAGGCACAGCCAAUACCCACACACGCGCUUCCCCAAUAUCGAGGGGUUACCCCCACAGUUUCUUCACUCCCGCCACCGCCUACCAAAUUCAUCCCCCCUCCCAAGAUUACAACAUUCGACAACUUGGAGCAACUACUGAUAGAACGAAAAGUUGCCCAGGACGUCGACUUCAAAGUGCUGGUAAAGACGAGCAUGGAGAGUGUGCCAAAGAGUCAUCUCUUCGAGGGUGAGUCUGAGUCAGAUGAGGAGGAGCAAGUGGAGCUGGGAGAAGAUGCGACGCCAUUCCAGCGGGUCAUCGCAGAGGCGAGAAAACUCAAGCUCAAUGUCGAUGAGCUCAUUGCCCAGGGAAAGGCUAAUGGUAACAGACCUUCGGGAUACAAGCCGGCGAGACGGUCUUCUGGCUUCACAAAGAACAGGAAGAAGUCUGGUGGUACAGCAGCAGCGUCAGCAGCAACAGCCGCCGCUUCGUCUGCGGGAAACUCCAGUGAAACAGCCUCGUCCAGAACUCCCCAGAAGCCGUCUAGAACCGCAUCACCCAUUGGUUCUCCUAGUUUACGACCCUCAUUUGGAGCUUCUUCUCAUUCCGGCUCCAACGAAGAUGUUCAGGAGAUGAAGUUGGCUGAAGCUCCGCCCAAGAAGCCUCAGGCUCGGCGAAUCUCCAUCUCAACCCCCUCCACUCGAUCCAGCACUAGAGCUGCAUCGUGUAGAGCUCAACAAAACGAGGAGGAGGAAGGCUCACACAUUGUUGGCCAGCUUUCCAAGUUUCUGUCCCUCGACAGAUUCUUCUGA